UGCAGUAAUGACUCCGCCCACUUUGAGGAGGUACUAUAUUGUAGUGGAAAACCAACCGAACCAUGCUGUGCAGUGAGGAGACGAGCUGGGACUGAGGUGGAAAAGUGGCUCUUGUUGUGUGUGUGUGAAUGUAAUGUUGUUUUUGUCAGGCUUCCUUCUUCUUCUGAACGAUAGGUGAUGAGUUGAUGAUGCAGGAGAAGACCCCACUGACACAGGACUCGUACCGAACAAAGGGAUUUUAUUUAGUCACAAGUCAGGCGUCAGAACCAAGCUCUGCAGCAGCUCAGGAGAAUGUGUUCUUGCCGAAUCUCCGAACAAUUCUGCCUCAGAAAAGCAAAACUAACAUUAUAUAGAUUCUCUAGCCUUCCUAUUUGCGGGAAUCACAUGUUUGGACCCCCGCCUUUCUCCUGUUUCCAUAAUGCAACAGACUUGUAGAACAAGUCGGGUCCAGAUAUACCAUACUGUCCCAUGAUCUUUAAAUUGGACAAUAUCACCAUUUAGUCAAACAAGAGACAUCUAUAUUUCCUAACUAACCAUAUAUCCAAGACAGACCCUCACGCUUCCUGUCCUAUACAGGAUGCCUAUUGUACAACGUAUGGUCUGACUUGUCAUGUGUCCCAGAGACCCUCUUGUCUCAUGUUUACUUAUUAAUGUCAAUCAUCAAUACAUUUAAGUAUUAAACUUUAGCUGUGUUAAUAUGUUCUUCUUAGUUCAUAUACUUCAACAACAAACAAACAAACAAAUAAACAAACAAACAAACACUGCUCAUCGAAACUGUUAUAGCUUGACUUUGUGCUCGGACAGUAAACCUGUCUGUCUCACUCACACCGGGGUGCAGAUGGAGAGUCUGGCCGGACGCUGCUCCUUUAAGACCUCGCGUGGUCAGCAGCUCCUCAUCCCGCUCUCCGUCUGCCAGCGUCUGUCAGUGCACGCGUUCAAACUUUGACUGGGGAACACAGAGGCAGCAGUGGAAGAGGCUGCUGCAGCUGCUGCGCCCCGCCGGGAAACACGAGACGGAGGAGCGGCGCGGAGCAGCGUGGACCAGCGCGGUGCGGAGCGGUGCGGAGCGGAGCGGAGCGGCGAGCAUCAUCUGCAGGCGGCGGCGGCAGCGGUGGGGGGGAGUGUUCGGCUUCUGAUCACAAGAUGAGAACAAAAGGAAAAGAUGAGUUAGCAACUUAGAUAUAAGCAGGUGAAUGUAACACAGUGGGGAACGGCUGCAGCCUCCUCCUCCUCCUCCUCCUCCUCUUCUUCAGCCAUGCCGCUUGUCAUGCGCACGCUGCUGUUCGGCUUUGUUACACUGGUUCUGGUUCUGAUCAUUGAUGAUAUCGCACAAGUGGAGGAAGAAACAGCGAAUACUGGACAUUCAAAGCACUCACAGAGGCCGAUGCCCAAACCACACAGAAAGGCUGCAGCUCAUGUGGAAACCACAGCUUUGACAAGUGUGAGCACAAAGAAAAAUCCUCACCGUCCAUCGUACAGGAACACUGCCAACCUCUCAUCAAGCACCUGGACCUUCAACAAGACUCUCUCCAACGUCAUCAGGAAAAACAUCCUGAGAUUCCUGGACCCAGAGAGAGACAUCUCAAUACUGAAGGGCACUCUGAAGCCAGGAGACGUCAUCCACUAUGUUUUUGAUCGACAAAGCACAACAACCAUCUCUGAAAACCUCUACCGUCUGUUGCCAGCUGUCUCUCCCAUGAAGAACCAACAUCAUGGACGUUGUGCCAUUGUGGGAAAUUCUGGGAUCCUUCUGAACAGCAGCUGUGGACCCGAGAUUGACUCGCAUGACUUUGUUAUCAGGUGUAAUCUGGCUCCAGUGGAGGAAUUCUCUCAGGAUGUGGGGACACAGACCAACCUGGUGACCAUGAACCCCUCGGUAGUGCAGCGGGCCUUCCAGGACCUGGUCAGUAAAGAGUGGAGGGAUCGCUUCCUGCGUCGGCUGCAGAGCCUCCGUGGCAGCGUGCUGUGGAUCCCAGCCUUCAUGGCCAAGGGGGGGGAGGAGCGCGUGGAGUGGGCCCUCCGUCUCAUCCUGCUGCACACUGUGGACGUACGCACCGCCUUUCCCUCACUGCGCCUUCUCCAUGCUGUCAGAGGGUACUGGUUAACCAACGAUGUCCACAUCAAGCGUCCGACCACAGGCCUCCUCAUGUACACGCUGGCCACUCGUUUCUGUGACGAGAUCCAUCUUUAUGGUUUCUGGCCCUUUUCUCUCGACCCCGAUGGGAAACCUGUCAAAUAUCACUACUACGAUGCUCUGAAAUACGAGUACACGUCCAGGUCGAGUCCACACACUAUGCCUUUAGAGUUCAGAACGCUGAGCACGUUGCAUAGACAGGGGGCGCUGCAGCUCCACACCGGCAGCUGUGGUGCAGACAGGAAACCUCAGGACUAACAGCAGGAAGCCUCAGUCCUGGGUGGUCGACUGAGACGUUUCUCUACUUUUAUAAAACUUGAAGUAACUUCUCUUUUUGUCGAUUUCAAACUCAUUUCUCAUGAUGAAAUUUCUAUGGCAAAUAUUGCAGCCAGUUUUUGAAUAAGUACUCUUAUAGUGUUUUAUAAGAUUUGAGGAUAAAAGCCCAGAUUUCUGUUUUUAGAUUUGUUAUCAAACACUGGAAACUGUUUUUUCAUUUUAUUUUUUGUUUUUAUGCAGAAUGUCAGCGUUUAGAGCUCCUGAAUGUAAAAAGCUUAAUGUGAGUCAGCAUUUAAUCCAGGGACAGAAUUAAAUGUGGCUCAGCUUUUUAAACCAUUUAACUUUAAUAUGAUGAACCCUUUUGAAUGUGCUCUUUUUGUUAGAGCUGAUGAUACUGAUGAUACUGAUGAUACUAAUGAUACUGAUGAUACUGAUGAUACUAAUGAUACUGAUGAUACUGGUGAUACUGAUGAUACUGAUGAUACUGGUGAUACUAAUGAUACUGAUGAUACUAAUGAUACUGAUGAUACUAAUGAUAAUGAUGAUACUGGUGAUACUGAUGAUACUAAUGAUAAUGAUGAUACUGAUGAUACUGGUGAUACUAAUGAUACUGAUGAUACUAAUGAUACUGGUGAUACUAAUGAUACUGGUGAUACUGAUGAUACUGGUGAUACUGGUGAUACUAAUGAUACUGAUGAUACUGGUGAUACUGAUGAUACUAAUGAUACUGGUGAUACUGGUGAUACUAAUGAUACUGGUGAUACUAAUGAUACUGGUGAUACUGAUGCUACUAAUGAUACUGGUGAUACUAAUGAUACUGGUGAUACUGAUGAUACUGGUGAUACUAAUGAUACUGGUGAUACUGGUGAUACUAAUGAUACUGGUGAUACUAAUGAUACUGAUGAUACUGGUGAUACUAAUGAUACUGGUGAUACUAAUGAUACUGAUGAUACUGAGGAUACUAAUGAUA
Messenger RNA from Solea solea (common sole), 3380 nucleotides. It is a transcript of the gene st8sia2, whose product is annotated as ST8 alpha-N-acetyl-neuraminide alpha-2,8-sialyltransferase 2. NCBI's taxonomy places the organism in Eukaryota, Metazoa, Chordata, Actinopteri, Pleuronectiformes, Soleidae. Gene Ontology annotation, molecular function: alpha-N-acetylneuraminate alpha-2,8-sialyltransferase activity. Bases 1256 to 2392 code for a protein of 378 amino acids. Gene Ontology annotation, biological process: oligosaccharide metabolic process; N-glycan processing. The record is from RefSeq and is a predicted model, not a curated record. The transcript has 6 exons.